This is a messenger RNA of Scleropages formosus (Asian bonytongue), 1763 nucleotides long. RefSeq names its product prostaglandin D2 receptor 2. NCBI's taxonomy places the organism in Eukaryota, Metazoa, Chordata, Actinopteri, Osteoglossiformes, Osteoglossidae. Bases 185 to 1294 code for a protein of 369 amino acids. Gene Ontology annotation, molecular function: G protein-coupled receptor activity; complement receptor activity. Gene Ontology annotation, biological process: positive regulation of cytosolic calcium ion concentration; phospholipase C-activating G protein-coupled receptor signaling pathway; inflammatory response. Gene Ontology annotation, cellular component: plasma membrane. The record is from RefSeq and is a predicted model, not a curated record. The transcript has 2 exons.
UUUGUCAAAAGCAGCGCGCGUCUCUUUGCUUGGCGCUGUCGCAACCCUAGAACGGGCGUGACGUAACCCCGCGAGGAUUUAAUGAGUUUCUCGCGCUGCCAGAAGACCACCGCGUAUUCGAAAAACGCUUGGUCAACGGGAAAGAUCCUCAUAAGUGCCAGCAGACGCCAAAUAGGACAAGAAGAUGCAGGAAACAUACUGCCCCAUUAUCCAAGACAUGAUUCGCUCCAAUUUUUCAGACAGGAAGGCAAGUGUAGGCACAGUGUGUCUCCAUGGCCUGGUCUCGGCCUUUGGCAUCUUUGAGAACGUGCUAAUCCUCUGGGUCAUCGGCUUCAGGGUUCCCCGCUCAGUCCUCAGCAUAUGGAUCCUCAACCUGGCUGCAUCCGACCUGCUUGCCACUGCCUCGCUGCCUUUCUUCACACUCUACCUGGCCAAGGGCAACACUUGGAUUCUUGGCACCACUUUCUGCAAGAUCCACUCCUCAAUAUUCUUCCUCAAUAUGUUUGUCAGUGGCUCCCUUCUGGCUGUCAUCAGCCUGGACCGCUGCCUGGUGUCAUUGCGGCCGGUCUGGGCCCAGAACUACAGGGAUGUGCGCCUCGCCAUGGCCGUGUGUGCUACCCUCUGGGUUCUGGCCUUCCUCAAUACCGUGCCCUACUACCUGUUCCGUGACACUAUCAAGCGACACGAUGGGAGGAUCAUUUGCUACUAUAACUUCAUGCAGUUCUUUCCUCCCGGAGGAAAUGCCACACAGCUGUGUGCAACUCGACAGGAUGCCAUGUCCAUUAGCAAGUUUUUCAUCGCCUUCCUGCUCCCCCUGCUGGCCAUUGUGGGAAGCUAUAUGGCCGUUAGCUCUAGCAUCACUCGCCGCGGCCGAAAACGCACCUACCGCUUCUUCCGGUUGGUGGUUGCAGUGGUGGUGAGCUUUGUGCUCUGUUGGAUACCUUACCAUCUGUUCUGCUUGCUGGAGGCAGUGGCACAUUAUAGGCCUGAGCUGCGGCGCACUGUAGACUUGGCCAUGCCUCCCGCAGCCAGCCUGGCCUUCAUCAACAGCGUGCUAAACCCUGUGCUCUACGUCUUCAGCUGCCCCGACUUCCUGACCAAGAUCCGUCAGUCACUGGCCUCAGUGAUGGAGAGCGUGCUGGUGGAGGACAUGGCUGACGCUUGCUACCGCCGCAGCACCGCCCGCUCCUCUGUUAGCACCAGUGAACUACUGCAUCGUGGACAGAUGGUGUGCGUCAACCCAGGCCAUGGAAGGAGUGGUGAUGGGGAAGAAGAGCACCCUGCUGUGUUUUGAAGAUGGUGCCGCACAUCCAAAGAUAAAUCUUUUUUCGAGAUGCCAUACUGAGGGUCCACCCAGGACACAGUUCUCCUUCUUGUUGCUCUUUGACCUCAUCAUGUACUACAUCUGUUUCCAAGCUUUCUUCCUCGUUACUGAUCUUCAGUUAUGUUUGACCCAUGUUCCAAACCACCACAACCUUACACGUUAUCUGUUAGACUCAUAGGACAGGUAUGGACACCUUUGCCUCAUCUGAUAUUAAACCUGACUUCUCUGAUACCACACCCCUUUAUGAACAUUCUAGACCAUCAUGUUCUUUGAUAUGAAGAAACCAGGUGGAUUUGUGCUUUAGGUGCUCUAGGUCUGGGAGUGGAAAACUAUAGUAUCAUUAUAAAGCAGUCCUGUUUUGCGAUUUUGGUGCGUUUUCUGUGUUGUACCUCUUCUUGCAGUACUGCUAUGAAAACUGACGAAGUGUAGUAUUUAUCAU